Molecule: messenger RNA, 4822 nt
Organism: Nymphalis io (European peacock)
Lineage: Eukaryota; Metazoa; Arthropoda; Insecta; Lepidoptera; Nymphalidae
Gene: Bmptp-Z
Product: tyrosine-protein phosphatase non-receptor type 61F-like
Exons: 8
Coding region: 257-1621 (454 amino acids)
Biological process (GO): protein dephosphorylation
Molecular function (GO): protein tyrosine phosphatase activity
Source: RefSeq, a predicted model, not a curated record
GUGCAUCCACUCUAUUCGUAUAGAAGACUACAGUAAACUACGAAGUAUUCGACUUGGAAUCUAAUAAAGUCGAUGCACCGCGAGUUCAUAUCAUACUGCUAUUGACUCUCUUAGUGGUUGGUCUAUGAUUAAAAUAACUGCAGCUCCCUUCUUCAAAAUAAUCUCCAUUUAAAACGUAACCCGCGAGUUUUGCGGCAUCCGGCUGACGGCUGCAGAAAACACUUUGUUCGCCAAUUUGAAAUGAUAUAGUUGAGUUAUGAACGACGAAAAAAUGAAUUCCCAUAACAUUGAAGCAGAAUAUAUGGACAUUGCGAAUAGAAACGCUUGGCCGAUCAUCUAUCAGAAAAUUGGGCGAGAAUGUCAAUCCUAUCCAUAUACAUGCCUUGAAGCCAAGAAACCUCAAAACAAGCCAUUAAAUCGUUACCGUGAUGUAAAUCCAUAUGACCACAGCCGAGUUGUCUUGAGCCGUUCUGAACAUGACUAUAUCAAUGCAAAUUUAGUAAAGAUGGAACGUGCAAACCGUAAAUAUAUACUGACUCAAGGGCCGCUCGCUUUUACCGUUGGUCACUUUUGGCUGAUGGUUUGGGAACAAAAUAGCCGCGCAAUCCUCAUGCUGAAUAAGAUAAUCGAGAAGAACGAGAUCAAAUGCCACUGGUACUGGCCCCACGGUGUAGGAGCAGACGAGAAGUUUGUGCUCUCGGAUGUUAAACUAACCGUCGAACAAAUAAGCGAGGAGGAUUGCAACUAUUACACUACCCGUGUUUUUAGAAUCUUCGAUAUGGAGAGCUCAGAAAGUCGUGAAGUCAUACAGUUCCACUACACAACUUGGCCAGACUUUGGUGUCCCAUCUUCUCCGGUCGCCUUCCUGGAGUUCUUAAAGAAGGUCCGCUCGUCCGGCGCGCUGGACCCCGAAGUUGGUCCACCGGUUGUGCACUGCAGCGCUGGUAUCGGACGAUCAGGAACGUUCUGCUUGGUUGACUCCUGUCUCGUUAUUAUUGAAAAGGAAGGUAUGGAAAGUGUUAACAUACAGCAGAUACUUUUAGAAAUGCGCAAAGAUCGCAUGGGCUUGAUACAGACGCCGGAUCAGCUGCGUUUUUCAUAUCAGGCCAUUAUUGAGGGCUUCAAACGAUUCAAUCCUAACUUCAAAGAGGAUCCAAAAAUGGAGGAGAGUAUAUAUUCAACAGUCGCCGAGGAGAACGAGGAGGAAGCGCCUCCACCACCGCCACCGCGGGCCGAGAGCCUCACGAGGGCUCCUGCCAGGCCCUUGCCUGCUAUACCCACCAGUGCGUCACUUGGCAACUUGAACUAUACACGUUCGCCAGAGGGCUCUAGCUCGGACGAGGAUCCUCCGACGCCUCCAGCGCGCGAGAGCUCCACCCCGGCCUCUUCUGCCGACGACGAGGACGACGAGCCGAUAUCCGUUACUGAAAGCGGCGAGACCGGCGAGACGCUGCGACGGCGCCGCACCCGCGAGCUCGCCGAGCGCGUCUCCGUAAUGAAGAAACGUGCGCGCGACGCCGAGAGAUGGCACGCGCUCAAGAGGUCUCUAUACAAGCCACUCACCAUCACAUUCGGAUUCAUUCUAGCCGGCAUUGUUAUCUACACAUACGUCAAACAUUAAUCCUAACACUGUUUACUCAUAUACCUGAAUUUUUGUACACGCAAUGUAUACGUAGCUUUAGACGAUGACGACGCCCGAACGAUGCCGAAGCGCCGCGGCCGUCAGACAACGCGGUCUGUGAAUACUUAGUUUGUUAUCAUUAUAAAAUGCAAUCAAUAUAUCUCCGAUCGUAAUCGCUCGGUGUGUAUUUCAGUAAUACUUUAUAUAUAGAAAAUCUGCAAUUGAAUUAUUCAUCGAAGUUUUUUUGUUGUUAUCAAUACUCGUACUUUAUUAUAAUCUGUUUUUGUUAAUAUAUCUUUCUAAGUAUACAAUACGUAUAUUGUAUUAUGAAUUGUUCAAUCUUGACUAAUACUAAUUACACUAGCACGGCACCUGUUAAUGCUAGAGAGCUACUUGACGUAUUUUUUUUUUUUUAUAAAAUCAUGAUAGUACAUAAAAUGAUAAUCCUAAUCUAAUCUUAGACAUUUUAUAAGACUUUAUAACAAAAAAUUAAUAGUUUAAACACAUUUAUGAACUUUCGUAAUGUUAUUACAAACUUCAGAUUUAAUUGGACUACAAAACGACUUGCACUGAACUGGCCCACCUUUUAAGAUGUCAAUUACUGAUCUUAUGCCAUAGGCUUAGAGAUAUAUAGUUCACGACGACAUGCAACGCAAACGUUCCUGUUGCAUUUAAAAAUUACCUUACGAAGGAAUUUUAUAUGAUCUUUAUCAAUUAGAAAUUUCGAUCUGGUAAUAAAAAAAGACAUUCGUAUAAUCGUUCUCAUAUUAAUGUACAUUUAGUUUUCUAUAAUUAAUUUCUUUAUGCAUAAUUCUGUGACGACACGAACUAUGCGACUGCCAAUACAUUCAAUGAUUACAACACAUUCUUAACAUGUAUUGCUAAGUGACUAUUAUAGCGUUAAAUAAUUUUAUAAAAUCCAUUUUGGACAAUUUUGUCCAUUGUUUAAUAGACAAAUAAAUUUUAUUUUUUAUGAUUUUAUUUAAAGUUUUUUAUUUCGUCCAUUCGACAAGUUCACGUUGCGAUUCAUAUAACCUGCACGAUCGAAUGUUUGAUGUAAAAUCAAAGCUUGUUAGACGUUUUAUAUCUUUUUGUAUGGUAUUCAAGUAAAAUGAUGAGCUUAUCUCAUUUAUCCAACCAGUGCCUAGAUUUUUUUUAGUGUAAUAUGCAUAUUGGAAUUCACAAUUCGAAGAAUAUAAUAACCAAUUUAUAGAUAAUUUUUAUGUACUAUAAUCAACAUUCGAUAUAUCGAUUUGAAAAAGUUCGACAAUGUCGAUAUAUUUUUAUAGAAUACAUCGUCCUAAAAGCCUUUUACAGCCGUAUGAUAUUUUUUCAUUUAAAAGAACUGUCUUAAAUGGACUUAUUUUGAAUAUAUUUUUUUUCUUUAUUAUUUAAAUACUAAUUAAUUUGAAAGAACUGCUACAAAAUGAGCCAUAUAUAUUAUGUUUAAUUUAUGAUUGUAUUUAGUACAAACAAUUUAACUUUGCCGGUCUGAAGUUGAAGUAAGUGACGUCAUUGUAGCGCGAUAGAGUGAAGCAAUCUAACGAUAAACAGUUCGAUGUAGACUUUGCUCUCGUUCAAUUUCCAUCAUACGUCUCCUUGUUAAAUAUUUUGUUUGUUGUUAUGUUUAUAGCCGUUUGUUAUUUUUUUGUUAUUUGUUGAUGUUGUCACUGCAUUUAAUUUAGUCAUGCACAAAUAAAAAAAACAUUUUUAAAUGUACUAUCUACAUACAAUUAUUCAUAUCAAAUGCAACUUUAAAUUUAAUAGAACUUAUCUAGUUUUAAUUUACAGACCGACGAAACGAAGUUAAAGUGUUUGUACUGUCGCAUUUUGUUUUGUAUAAUAAGUGUUUAAAUGUUGACAAAAUAACAAUUCUUCGGCACCGGAUUAAUAACGUGAUAAUCAUUCUAAAUGUUUCAUUAAUUAUGAAUUAUCUGUUAUAAAUAUAUUUAAUGAACUGUAACCUGUAAUCAAGUAGUAAUUAGAAGAAAAAAAAGCGUAAAAUCAUUAUAACUGUAUUAUCCGUAGAUUAACGUUAGCAUGUAUAUGAUCUGCCACAAACUAAGUGAUAUAAACAAGUUGUCGUAUUUACAAAAUGUAGAAUUAGAUAUGUAUAAUUUAAAUUGGUGGGGUUGUUAAAUUUGAACAGCGGUUUAUUAAUUUCAGGUUAAAAUCGGAGGAAAACUCUAAAACUGAACCAUGCGAAGACUGAAGAGAUUAGGUAACAAACAUUUUUAGAGAAAUUUUAUGCGAAACAUUGAGAUAUAAAAUAUGAACAUAUCUUUAUAAUUUCAACUUUUAGCUUGUUUUAAAGUUAUUUCAGUUCCGUAUAAGCGAUUGAAGCGAGAUUAUAUGAUUUCUAGAUUACGAUAUUAGAAAUGAGAUUUGUGAAACGUUAAUGUGGAAUCAUAUCUCUGUUGUUCACGUGUUCUAUAGAAUAAAUUAACAACAUCCGUCCUUAACACACGAAAGGAACAAUAACAGUUCAACUUAUGCGAUUGAAUUAAGUGAACCCGAAACAUUACGUUUCAAUUGAUUUCAUUUAACAUCACUUGGACUGCAAUAAUGACACCGAUACAAUAGACAUAUACAAUACUGUUAAGUGUUAAAAAACAUACAAUAUAGUAUCAUAUUUUACGAAUUCGAUAAACUAAUGACAUUUUUGAUAUGAUUUGUUUUUAGCGUUACUAACAAAAUUAUAAUUUUGUUUAAAAUGAUUUGCUUAUGUUUAUGGAAUAUAUCGUAAUUAUUAGCGACACAUAGGCGUGCCUACACAACUAUUAGACUAGAAAAAGGCUACUUACUAGCUUAAGUAAAAAUCGUAACGAUUUUUAGAUUGUGUUGAUAAGCUCCUAUUAAUAAGUAGGUUAAUUUAGUGUUUAGAGAGCGGUCUAAGCUUGGGCUCGGACACGGAUGAAAGUAUAAUGUCAGAACAUUAUAGUCAAUAGAAUCAUCUACGUGACGUACGGAUUUAUCGCCGUAGUGCAUCGUAACGGCACUAAAAUAUAUAAUUAUCAGAUAAGAAUUACAGUUACGACACGCGGACACCAUAUAAACGUAUAGAAAUAUUUUAAUAGAGUAAUUUUGUUACAUUUCACGGCAGGUGAAUGUUGAUUUCCUUGACUAAACGGAUACGUUCAAUUUGAUUGAAUUUUGUUGCAAUGUGAUUAUUUAAAAUUAUAAUGACAUCGAAAAGGAAUG